Messenger RNA from Athene cunicularia (burrowing owl), 1252 nucleotides. RefSeq names its product stomatin like 3 (gene STOML3). The transcript has 6 exons. NCBI's taxonomy places the organism in Eukaryota, Metazoa, Chordata, Aves, Strigiformes, Strigidae. Gene Ontology annotation, cellular component: plasma membrane. Bases 19 to 591 code for a protein of 190 amino acids. The record is from RefSeq and is a predicted model, not a curated record.
GAGCUUCCCUCAAAUGGAAUGGAUUCCCAGAGAGAGUCACCCAGGAAAAACAACACAGAGCAUCUAAUCGCUGACAGGCAGAAAGGAAUUGGUGUCUGUGGCUGGAUCCUGGUUUCCUUUUCAUUCCUCCUGGUGCUUAUUACCUUUCCUAUUUCUAUCUGGACAUGUAUCAAGGUUAUCAGAGAAUAUGAACGUGCUGUUGUAUUUCGGCUGGGCCGUAUACUGUCUAAGAAAGCAAGGGGACCAGGUUUGAUCUUCAUACUUCCAUGUACAGAUACGUUUGUCAAGGUUGAUCUUAGAACAGUUACCUGUACCAUUCCUCCACAAGAGAUUCUCAUGAAAGAUGCCAUUACUACCCAAGUCGACGGGGUGGUGUACUACAGGAUCCACAGUGCUGUCAGUGCCGUUGCUAACAUCACUGAUGUCCACUCAGCUACCUUCCUCUUGGCACAGACAACCCUGAGAAACAUUCUGGGUACACAGACGUUGGCUCAGCUCCUGACAGGUCGUGAGGAGAUUGUACGCAGUAUCCAGCCAAGGAGAAGAAAUCCAACACCUGAUUUACACUUUUCAGUCAGAAAUGAGGCAUAGUCAAAUCAAAGAGAGAUUGAGCCCCUUUCCAGCUAGGAGAGUGGCCAUGGGCAGAGCCAGGGUCACAAUGGUGACGUGGAUUGCAGCAGCGCCCAGGAGCCUGAACACAGAAGGGCGUGCCAGUGCUGCAGGGCUGUGCUGUCCGUUUCACCCACAGGGUCCUUUUACAGCAUUGUGGUGUUUUAGGAAGUUGCUGUAGUAUUACUUUGUAAGAGGGAGAAGUUUGCUAAGUACCCACCUAGAGAAAGGAUGGGGAUCAUAAUUUAGACGGUCAUAGAGAAGCCACACAGGAAACACUGGUGUUGAUCAGCAAAUCUCAUAAGGUUGCAGUACCCACCGUACACACACUGCAUUGAACGUUAGUGCCCCUGAAGGGCUCCAUCUUUCUGUCGUGCAGGUUUGCAAGCUGCCUUUCCUUCUGUCCAAGUGGCAGAUUACAUUGUGUGGCUUUCUCUCUGCAAUCACUGUGCUCUUCGUGGUGUGUUGUGUGUUUGUCCCUAAGGCUGUCCUUGACAGUGCCACAGAACAGUGGGGAAUCAAAGUGGUGCAAGUGGAGAUCAAAGACGUCAGGAUUCCUGUGGCCAUGCAGGCGGCAAUGGCAGCUGAAGCAGAGGCUGCUCGAGAGGCAAAAGCUAAGGUGAGACCCACAGCAAUGUCUACC